CUCUUAUAAAAAUACGCUCCUUUCUUUCAUACCUAAACAGUAUUUCCCGUUUGAUUUAAUUCCACAGGAUUAAACAUGUUGGAUAACAUUGAAUUUACAUUGAUUAAGCCUAUUCAUUACGAUGAUGUUAUUGAGCAUCUCAAGGAGAAUUUCUUCUAUGAUGAGCCAUUGAAUCAUGCUGUUGGAUUAUGUAGAAUUAAAGGAGAAUCAAAUCCGGAAUUAGAGAAGCACAGUUUGGCGACAUUGAGUGAUGGAGUUAGUAUUGCAAUACGAAACUCAAAAGGUGAGAUUAUUGGGGUGUGCUUAAAUGGAUUUUUACAUCCUGGCGAUAUCUUGAAAGCAAAGGAGACUCUCGAGUCAUGUCAAGAUGAGAGAUUUAAGAAAAUAUUUAAUUUACUAUACGACACAAACUUGAAAGUUGAUUUGUUUGAGAUAUUAAAAGUGGAUCGUAUAUUUGAGUAUCGAAUCUUAUCUGUCGAUAAAGCGUAUCGUGGACAGGGCCUUGCCAAGAAAUUAAUUCAAAAGAGUGAAGAUAUGGCAAGGAAGUAUCAUUGCAAAGUUGUUAAAGGAGAUGCUACAGCAGUUGGAAGCUUGAAAGUAUGCCUUUCACUUGGAUUAAAGCUUAUUCAUGAAGUUCCAUAUUCGGAUAUUGAUUUAGAUGUCGAACCUCCACACGAGAAACUAGCUAUCCUCUAUAAAGUUUUAGAUGAUGUGGAUUAAAUUGCUAUUUUUAACUUUUUUGAGACAUAAACAAUCGAGUAAUGAUGCACAAAUUUUUAAUACAGUAAAUUGACUGUAUGCGACCCUUUUUGUAUUUUUCCAAUGAUUAAUUAAUAAUAUUGUCGCCAAAACACAUUUAAGCAGCAUAGGUGCCUGCUGUUCAUGUAAAUGACUAACACUAUUGCAAAAUUCAAUUUAAUAGUGUUCGUUUGACGUGUAUUUACGUGAAAAGCAUAAAUUUAUGUUGCAUUUUAGCAUAAAAUCUUGGGGGUUUGUUAUAGCUAUUUAAGAAUGUGAUGUUUAAGUGGACCAAAAAUAAUACAACAUUAAUAGUUUCGUCAUGUUACUGGAAAAUAUAUUCUAAAUAAAUGAGAACCAUUUUCAUUUACUCACCAAAUUAUUUCAUUUUUAUUUCACAUUUGUUACAGGCAGUGGACAUAAGUAUUAUUUUUGCUUAUUCAUCUUCUCGAAUGAUGACUCUUUCUUUUGCUGAUAAAUGUGGAAUCGAUCCUGGUUUUGAGUUUAAUA
Messenger RNA from Chironomus riparius, 1248 nucleotides. The record is from the annotation of a GenBank genome assembly. NCBI's taxonomy places the organism in Eukaryota, Metazoa, Arthropoda, Insecta, Diptera, Chironomidae.